Molecule: messenger RNA, 1107 nt
Organism: Saxophila tyrrhenica
Lineage: Eukaryota; Fungi; Ascomycota; Dothideomycetes; Mycosphaerellales; Extremaceae
Exons: 4
Coding region: 1-1107 (368 amino acids)
Biological process (GO): translation
Cellular component (GO): mitochondrion
Molecular function (GO): ribosomal large subunit binding
Source: RefSeq, a predicted model, not a curated record
AUGGGCUUCACGGAAGAUGUGAAGAGAGCUGAAUUGCGCCUACUCAAGAAGGGUGGCAAAACUGCUCGUGAAGAGAAGCAAGCAGCAUCUCCCUCCAAGAGCGGACCCAGCGACGAUCCGUAUGACUUUUCCACGCUGGACGCGGACAUAGCGACCGCUGUCGAGAGGCUUAAGAAUGAUCUGUCAAAGCUGCGUGCUGGCGGACGCUUCAAUCCUGAGGUACUAGAGAACCUACGCGUACAGCCGGACAAGAGGAGCAAUCAAACGGUAAAGCUCAACGACCUUGCCCAAGUUGUGCCAAAGGGAAGGACUGUUCAGAUACUGGUUGGCGAGCAAGAGCACGUAAAACCCAUAUCUACAGCCAUUCAAUCCUCCAGCCUCUCCCUGACGCCACAACCCGAUCCAACCGGCAUGAACCCGCUCCUCCUCGUCCUGAACAUCCCACCCCCUACUGCAGAGAGUCGAAAACAGGUUGUCGGCGAAGCCACCAAGGCAGGGGAGAAAGCGAGCACGAGCGUACGAGACGCCAGAAGUAAGCAGCAGAAGAAGCUUCGUGGCAUGCAAUUGGCGAAGAGUGCGCUACCUGAUGACUUGAAGAAAGCGGGGACGCAGAUGGAGAAGGUGGUUGAGAAAGGCACUGCUGAGGUCAAGAGGGUGGUGGACUCUGCGAAGAAGGUCUUGGAAAGUGGAUUACCUGGUCGAAGACGCCUCGGAGCAUACCUGAACUACAACCACCACCAACUGCUCGCUGCCGUAGCCCCGAGAACAAACGCAAUGUCCAACACAAACUCCCACGCCGAACCAAAGCACACUGAAGCCCAAGCCUGCAACGUCUUCCUCGUCAAAGAAGAGUUCAAAGGCUGCGACAACCUCAGCGGCCAACGCAUGAUCGGUAUCUUUCGGACACUCGACGCAGCCAACUCAGCUGCCAGCGUCAUGGUACGCAGCAUUGAAGAUGUGGCCCUUCGACACCUUGCAAGCCCGAGAGACGGCGAAACUUUCCAGAGCUUUGAAGGAUAUCGCAACAUCGAUGCGUGGAGGAACGACCAGGGCGGGAUGAUGUGGUUAAUCAAGUACGGGAGCAGGCUGGCUGCACCCACGUCGUGA